This is a messenger RNA of Geodia barretti, 166 nucleotides long. NCBI's taxonomy places the organism in Eukaryota, Metazoa, Porifera, Demospongiae, Tetractinellida, Geodiidae. The record is from the annotation of a GenBank genome assembly.
GUGAAUGCUAGUAUAUCUGCCAUUCAUUAGGUAUUGAGAGCUACGGUUCAAGCCAGCCUACAACCCAUAUACAGAGCCAAGUAUGGAGGUCUUCAGCUACCACGAAGGUCUGGGUAAGUGGGUGGAGGUGGGUAACUCGGGUAUGUUCAGACCAGAGAUGCUGCUG